GUCAAAAUGAGCGAAACUCCUUCCACUAACUUUUCAAUGAUUCAUGCAGCUUCUUCUGAAGGCCAAGCUUCUUAUCCUCGACACUUCAAUGUCACUCAGCCAGUUGUGGCCAAAAGAAUUAGUUUUUAUAAGAGUGGAGACCCUCAGUUCAGUGGGAUCCAGAUGGUUGUCAACCCUCGCUCUUUCAAGACUUUUGAUGCCUUGCUUGACAACUUGUCUAGGAAGGUCCCAUUGCCCUUUGGAGUCAGGAAUAUCAGCACCCCACGGGGUAUCCACAGCAUCACCAAUCUGGAGGACCUAGAGGAUGGCAGGUCAUACAUCUGUUCCCACAGGAAGAAAAUAAAACCCAUCGACCUGGAGAAGGCUCGCCAGAAGCCCCUGCCCUGGCAGAGCAGUAGACCCGUCAGUGCCCGUCGCCGAGCUGCGCAGCUGGCCAGGGCAAAGGAGUUUGGCCUGGCUCAUCGAGAGCUUCCUGUGGUGGUUCAGACACCCAGAAAGCUCUUAGUUUUUAAAAAUGGUGAUCCAAGGACUAGGCACGUUAUAAUUCUAAGUAGGAAGAUCACCCAGAAUUUUGAGGCCUUUCUGGAACACCUGACUGAGCUCAUGCAAUACCCAGUUGUGAAGUUGUAUACCACAGAUGGAAGAAAGGUGCCGAGCCUACAGGCAGUUAUACUGAGCUCUGGAGCUGUGGUGGCUUCAGGCAGAGAACCAUUUAAACCAGGAAAUUAUGACCUUCUUAAGUACCUGCUUCCUGAUCAAUUACCAAGGACCUCCAAACGCAUUUACCCAAAAGGACAGGCUAAACCGGAAGGCAGAAGAAAGGGUAAUUGGAAGAUUUCAAUAAUUACCAGUGAGCUGCCAUGUGCAGGAACCAGCUCGCAGGUCUAUAUUGUAUUAUAUGGACACCACAGAAGCUCAGCACCUGUCUAUCUUUAUGGAACAGGUGGGACCGCGUUUCAAGAAGGCCGAGAAGAUAUCUUCACUCUAAAGACUGGAGAUAUCGGAGAGCUUCACAAGAUACGCAUCGGCCACAGUAAUUCCGGUCUCUCUCCUGCCUGGCAUUGUAAAGAGAUAAAAUUGCAGAACCUUUUCUCAGGGGAAAAGUUUUACAUCCCUGUUUGCCGCUGGUUGGCUCAAGAUCGAGAAGAUGGGGAAAUCUGUCGGGAAUUGCCUGUUUUUCAAAAAGGCCAGCCAAUCCUUCCAGUGACAGUGUAUGAGGUGCGUGUGACAACAGGAGAACGUUGGAAUGCUGGGACAGAAUCCAGAGUCUACAUUUCUAUCUAUGGAGAAAAAGGAGAUACAGGCUCCAGGCAACUGUUUAGAUCAAAAACCCCCAAGAAAUUUUUGAAAGGACAAACUGACAUCUUCUCCCUUGAAGCUGUGCAUCUUGGGUAUUUGUACAAGGUUGUCAUAGCACAUGAUGGACUUGGCUCAGGAAAUGGUUGGUUUCUUGAUGAUAUCGUGAUCAAAGACCCUACCACAGAUCUUGAAUAUGCCUUCUUGUGUCACAGAUGGCUGGAUCAUGGAGAGGAUGAUGGGAAAAUUAUUAGAGAACUGUACCCUAGUGAUAAUAGCACCUUCUUUGGGAGGCAGAAGUUAGAACUUCAAAGAAAAGAGGCUUGGGCUGCUGAAAGCUGGAAGUUGAAGAAAGGAAACACUCUUCAGUUCUACAACCGGCUUAGUGGAGGCUUUGUCCGUCUCCAUCCAGAUGGCACCGUUGAUGCUCUUGGAGAAAAGACAGACAAAAAUGGUCUCUUGGAUGUUAUUGUCAACAGAGGAAACAUAUGCAUUUUCCAAAGUCAUCAGACAAGAAAUCUUUCUCUUGGCCUUGAUAAUGUCUCUGGAAUGGCCACUGGAAUGGCCAGUGGUGGAGCUUCAUGUGAGCUAAGAGUGAUCUAUCUGCCCAAUCGUUGCACCAUUCUGGAAUCAGUCAUGGUCCCUGGUCACACAGUUGCUUUCAAUAGUCAAGGCAAAGUAGCUGAUGAAUCAACGGACAGCUAUGCAGGGCUCUCCAAAGAAUUUGUGAUAUAUGCUAAGGGUGUGUUCCACAACAGUGCAGUAGUUCUGCUCACCACCAGCUUAUGCCAGGCACUGACCCUCCGGUCGGAUGGGAGCUGCACUGGUGCAGGAAAUCAGUCUGAAGAAUCCCACUGGAAAGUGCAUAAAAUCAGCUCUGGGGUUUGCAUGUUUGAAAGUGUGAAAAAUCCAAGAAUGUUUCUCAGGAUCAAGAAUGGCCAAUGUGAUGGAAGAGGCACAGGAGAUCUUGACUGUCACUUUAAAAUUCAGAAGAACUUGGAGAAUGGAUCCAUAAGUCUGGAAUCAGUGAAAAGCAAAGGCCUGUUCAUUGGACUUCUGCCGGAUGGUCAGACGAGGCCAGUUCUUUAUACUAAAGACGCAAGUGUUUUCUUCUAUCCACGGGUUAUCCAAAUUGGCAGGGAAAAACCAAUGGGAACAUCUGCAACAGCUAGCCAACAGGAAGAAAAAGCCAGAGAUUCUGGGAACCAAGUAGAAGCAAUGUCCCAGAGCUUGGCCCACAGCCCAUCCCCCUCUCCAGCCUCAACAGAAAUCCACAGCACCGCCACCGGUGACAGGAUUCUUCUCUCAGAUGAUGCAUGGCGGGUGCUGGUGCUGACAGGAAAUACAGGGACUCAAGCCAAUGUCACCCUCUGGGUAUAUGGAGACAAAGGAGUAACUGGACCACUACCUCUUGGCAAGGACAAUAGGGAGCAGCUGUUCCUUCCACGAAAGGAGGAUGAAUUUCAGGUUCAAAUAAAGAACACUGGCAAAAUAUACAAGAUCAGAAUAGGACAUGAUGGGACUAGUCAACAGCCUGAAUGGAGUUUACAAAUGGUGACAAUGCAGCAUUUAAAGAGCAGGAAGACCCUAAACUUCAUGGCAAACAAGUGGUUAUCCAGAAUCCAAGGAGAUGGAGACACUGUCUGUGAACUACCUGUGGAAGAAGAUGGAAAAGCAAUUUUCCCAAUAGUAAGAUACCACGUUUACGUCUACACGGGCCAAUUGAAGGAAGCAGAAACCACAUCUGCAGUUUACCUGUGCCUAUAUGGAGAAAGAGGUGACUCUGGUGUUAGGCUUCUCCACAAAUCAGAUAUGCCAAUAAAAUUCCAACGAGGUCAGAUUGAUAAGUUUCAAGUGGAAGCCGUAUCUCUCGGGAAACUGAAGAAGGCGCUGUUGCUUUGUGAGGCCACUGACCUAUCGCAGUACUGGUACUGUGAAAAAGUCAUCGUCAGAGAGCCGAUGAAGGAAUCAGAGUCCAUAUUCAACUGUGAAAGGUGGCUUCCUUUUAUGUCCCAGGGCAUAAUUCACUCAAAAAUAGAACUUUAUCCUCAAGAAAUGCAAAUAAACCAUCAGCCUAAAACGCAAGAGGAAGCAAAUGAAGGAGACUGGAAGAUAACUGUUGUCACAGGGGAUUUUGAGAAGGCUGGUACAACUGCUACAGUGUCCCUUUAUGCUUAUGGAGAAAAGAGGUCUUCAGGUCCGAUCAUUUUGGGAUCUGGGAAGCACCAGUUAUUUAACCCCAACAGUGCAGACAUAUUUAAGAUUAAUCUUAAAGAUGUCGGUGAGUUAUACAAAAUACGCAUUGGACAUGACAAUAGUGGAAAGGAUCCCAGCUGGUAUUUGGAAGAAAUUAAACUUGAAGAAAUAGCCACUGGUGAGGUAUUUUCCCUCACAGUUGAUUGUUGGAUAACUGAGACUGAAGAGGAUGGAGAUACCUGCAAAGAAAUAUCUAUUAACAGACCUAACAAGAAGCCCUUGCCAUUGGUGGCUUAUGAGAUUCAUGUCUACACUGGAUCAAAGCUAGGUGCUGAAACAGACUCUAAUGUGUUAAUCAACCUUAUCGGAACCAGAGGAGAUUCUGGAAAACGAAGGCUUCAUCAGUCUAAGAAUAACCAGGUCAAGUUCCAACAAGGACAGAUGGACAUCUUUGUCAUUAGGGCUGUGUCUCUUGGAGAUCUGAAGAAAGUUCUGAUUAGUCACGAUGGGACUGGUCCAGGCAAUGGAUGGUUUCUUGACAAGAUUAUUAUUAAAUUUAAAGAGGAAGAAGAGGAUCAAGAGAUUCUGUUUCCAUGUGACAGAUGGCUGGAUGAGUACCAAGAUGAUGGGAAGACUGAGAGGGAACUGCUUGCCAAAAGUGGCCAGUGGAUCAUACAAGUGAAAACAGCUGAAGAUUCUCCAGAAGCUGGAGAAUGUAAGAGGACAUUGGUGAUUUAUGGGUCAAAGGGGAAAAGCAGGGAACUCCUCCUCUCACCAGGAAAUCCAGGACAAGUGUAUUUUCUUCCUGGAGCUACAGAUGAAUUCCUUAUUGAAGUUGGAGAUGUUGGAGAUGUGUACAAGAUUCGGGUCAGCUGUGAUGAUUCGCCAGGCUUUGAGGGUUGGCAUUUGAAAUCUUUUCACAUAGAGGAGCUACAGACCAAACAAGAAAUGAACUUUGACUGUAACUGCUGGUUCUCUCUUAACAAAGAAGAUGGGGAACUGGUGAAAGAAUUCCCUGCAGAGACUAAGGACCAAAACCCUUUACCAGUUGUUAAAUAUUUUGUUGCUGUACACACUGGAGACCAAUGGGGAGCUGAAACUUUUGCCAAUGUUUAUAUUACUCUCUAUGGACAAAGAGGGGACUCAGGUGCUAGGAAGUUAUAUCGAUCUUUGAAAAAAGGAGAAUUAUUUCAAAGAAACAAGCUGGAUUUAUUCAUAGUGGAAGCUGUUUCCCUGAGUCACUUGGAGAAAGUGGUUCUUGCACAUGAUGGAGAAGGUUAUGGAGCUGGCCUUUAUUUAAAGAUGAUAACUAUUCAGGAGUCCAAAGACUCAGAUAUCGAAUGGGUAUUCCCAUGUUGGAAUUGGCUGGAUUCCCAUUUGGGAGCCUAUGCAACUGUUUCAGAACUGAAGACUAUAGGGAGAAGACUGAUUUGUAGCCCCGAGCAGCUCUUGAUCAAGAGGCAUUCCCCUGGUUCAUGGAUAGUGGACAUCACUGGAUCCGGGUUGAACACUAAAGAAGAGAUGAUAGAACUUUCCCUGGUCUUUUAUGGACAUCUGAGUCAGAAAAAGUUGGCACUUCACGUGACAGAAAAUGGAGCACAAAUUAAAGAUGAACUCGAGGGCAUUGGAUCACUUUAUAAGCUUCAAGUGUCAGGAACAUCCAUCCAGCUGAACAGAUCUUGGCAUUUAGACACAGUAAACCUGAAACAUACAGGCACUACCCUGGAAAUGUGGUUGAUUUUUGACUGCUGGUUUAGACCAAAUGAAGAGGACUGUGUGGAACUUCCUACUUUGGUUUCAGGGCAAGACCCUCUACCAGUUGUGGAUUAUUCUGUCUGGAUACACACUGGAGAUAUGAAGAAUGCGGAUGCCACUGGCCAGGUUUAUAUUUACAUAAAAGGAGAAAGAGGUGAUUCUGGGAAAAGAUGGCUUACCAAUUCAAGAAGUAACCCAAUCACUUUUGCCAGAGGACAGGUGGAGGUUUUCACAGUUAAAGCAGUGCACCUUGGUAAAUUACAUCAGAUUAUUCUUGGAUUCCAGAGUUUGAAAAAAGAUAAUUGGUUUUUGGAUGAAGUUGUUAUAAAGGAAGGACAAACAUCUGUCCUCACUCAUAUCUUUGCUCAUCAAAACUGGAUCAGCCAGAAUUCAGAAAAAGAAUUUAGUGAAGUUAUAAUUCCACUGAAAGAGGUAAAUGCAAACCCUGCAGUGAUAAAAGACUCCCAUGUUACCAGCAGAGGUCAGUGGCAAAUGUGGCUCUCUGCAUCUCCCCUACCAGAAAACAUUCCAGAUAUUCAAUUGAUUGUAUUUGGAAUGAGAGGAAAAUCUCCUGCACAGAAAAUUAAGAACUUAAAAAAUGAUCCAUUUUUGUUGCACAUUGAUGACAUUGGUGACAUCACAAAAGUUUCUUUUAUAUUGCCUGACUCAUGUUUGAAGAAAGGAAUUAAACUACACAAGCUCCGGCUCAAAGACAUGGAUACGAAGGAAGAGCUGGCCUUUUAUGUGGCAGACCGGUGGCUCUUUGAUGAAGAUGGAUCAGAAAGCGUGACGGAGCUAGCGGCAGUCAGGCCAGAAAAGGAACCCCUAAGAGAUGUGAUUUACUUAGUUAGUAUCCACACAGGGAUACAGCCAGCAUCGGGAACCGAUGUGGAUAUCUUUAUCACAAUAUUUGGGGAAAAUGGAGACUCUUGUCAAAGAAAACUCAGGCAUUCAGGAUUAAAUUCCAGUUUUGAAAGAGGACAGGUGAACACCUUCAACCUGAGAGCAGUGGACCUGGGCAUGGUCAGAAAAGUGCUUAUAGAGCACAGUGGCACUGGCUAUGGUGCUGGAUGCUAUCUAGACCGAAUCACCAUUCAGGAAUCUGGGAGAAGAGACAAAGAAUAUGCCUUUUCUUGCCAACAGUGGUUAGACAGUGAAGUUGGUGACAGACAGAUGGAAAGGAAAUUGAAGCUCCUUGGAUAUAUCCGAAAAGAGCGACUGCCGGAUGAUAUUCAGGGAACUUGGGAUAUCACUGUAAAGACAAGUAAUGUUUUGUCCAGUGGCAUAAACCCUAAAAUGGCCUUUGUCGUCUGCUGUGAGCGAGGUACUUGUGCACCAGUCAUAUUUCCAAAAGGCUCACUUCGAAGGGCUCAGAUCUAUAGGACCACUAUGGAAAUGGACAGAAAUUAUGGAGCCAUAAAGAAAGUACGUUUGCAAGUAGAAGAUGCUGAGGAUGGGGAAGUCUGGCAUUGCCAUGAGAUAAAACUUCAGCAUAAGAAAACUAAAGAGAGCAUAGAAUUCCCUUUUCUGCAACACUUCACCAAUGUGGAAGGAUGUACUGUGGCUGAACUUCCAGUCCUCACAGCCAGUUGUGCUUUCUCAACAGUGAAAGAAUAUACUCUUUCCAUUACCACUGGCAAAGCAUCAACUUUGAAUACCAACAUGGAUGUGUAUGUCACUUUGUGGGGAUCCUUAGGAGACACAGGAAGAAGAAAGCUAACCAGAAAAGGAGAGAAACUUUUCACCAAAGGAAAGGUGGAUAUGUUCAGAGUUGAUGCAGUAGAUAUUGGUCUUUUGCAUGCAUUGGAUGUGGAAAAAGGGAAAGGCCCUGACUGGCAGCUGGAGAAGAUUACCGUGAGAGAGGCAUCAGUGCAAGGAAAAGAUAUAGUGUUUCUAGCUCAUAAAUGGCUCAAAAGCGGAAAAAACUCAGCAAUUACAUUGAAUGUUACAGAAAUUGAGGAAAUCAAUGCCUUGCCACCAGGAAGCCAACAAAUGAAGUCAGAAGGCACAUGGAAAAUUUCUCUGAAGCUUCGAGAAAAAUCAGGCCAAGAAUAUGAACAUAUUGGGCCAAAUAUUCCUCAUUUGGUUAUGAUUCUGUAUGGGACUUAUGGAAAGUCAAGCCCAAUGACUCUAGAAAACAGGCUGGAACAACAUGCUGAGGAUACAGUAGCAUUUGAGGUAUUCAUGCCCUCUGAUUUAGGAACUCUUUAUAAAGUACGGUUGGGUUUGGAGAAAUUGCAUUCCAGCACAUCUCAGCUGUCUGUUCAUCAUUUUAAAAUGCAGAAUAAAGCAACCUUGGAUACCUUUAGUUGUUCUAUAAAUAAAACACUUCCUCUUUCUUUUAAUGGAGAUAGAUGCAUUGAGUUCCCUGUCGAGUGGCCAUUAAAGGAAGCACUGUCUGUGGUUAGAUAUCAGGUGACAGUAUUCUCAAGCAAUUUUUUCCACUUGAAGAGUUUGGUUCAAGUCAGUAUCUGCAUCUUCGGAAACAAUGGAGACACGGGAGAUCGGGCUCUGCUUCUCCCUAUUGAGGAUUCACAUCAGCAGAAAGAUGACAAAGAGUCUUUUGCCCUGGAGGCUGUUGAUCUGGGAGAAAUACAGUAUGCCAACCUUUCCAUCAGCAGCUUAACAAGCUGCGAGUUAGAUGUGAAAACAUUGCAUCUGAUGGAGGCAUUAAAAAGAGAGCCCAUCUUUGUAUUUGAAGUGAAUCAAAAGUUUGUCAUGAAUGCUGAUAAGCCUGAAAUUCAGAAAAAAAUCUCAGUCUCUUACAUUAUGGGCAAAAGAGGAAUUGAAACAACUGCUGAAAUGACUCAUAAUUCACGUGAAGAAAAAGGCUCCAAAGCUGAUAUGAAUGUAUAUCAAAUUAAAGUGUAUACAGGUGAUGUUAAAGGAGCAGGGACUAAUGGCAAGGUGCACAUCACCCUCUUCGGAAAUCAAAGCACCUCUGAAUCUUUUCUUCUCACUGAGUCAUUGGAGCACUCAAAUCCUUUUGAAAUGGGAAAGGCUGAUACAUUCCAAAUUAAAACAAAGAACUUAGGACGCCUGGACCGAAUUGAAAUUACACAUGUUGGAAAAGGGCUCACAAAUGGUUGGUUUCUAGAAAAAGUGAAAGUCAUAGAUAUGUCUACAAAGGAAAAGCAUUGCUUCCGAUGCAAUCGGUGGCUUACUGAAGAUGAGCGUGAUGGGCUCACUGUUAUUAAACUCUACCCAUAA
Trichosurus vulpecula (common brushtail) is the source of this 8457-nucleotide messenger RNA. It is a transcript of the gene RP1, whose product is annotated as RP1 axonemal microtubule associated. Gene Ontology annotation, biological process: intracellular signal transduction. The record is from RefSeq and is a predicted model, not a curated record. Gene Ontology annotation, molecular function: protein binding. NCBI's taxonomy places the organism in Eukaryota, Metazoa, Chordata, Mammalia, Diprotodontia, Phalangeridae.